Messenger RNA from Aspergillus vadensis CBS 113365, 553 nucleotides. RefSeq lists its product as uncharacterized. The transcript has a single exon. The record is from RefSeq and is a predicted model, not a curated record. The coding region runs from base 142 to 462 and encodes 106 amino acids. NCBI's taxonomy places the organism in Eukaryota, Fungi, Ascomycota, Eurotiomycetes, Eurotiales, Aspergillaceae.
ACUACUCUGGACCUACGGAGUAUAUAGUGACUAGCUUGCUAGCUGUACUACCGUAAGCUUAUAAGUGCGGUCAACUGGCUCCGAUCUUCACCAGCCACACUCUAGGUCUUCCUCUCCAAUGAACAAUUGGCCGGUAGAUCAAUGGGUGGGCGCCAGCAUCGCUUACGAUCAAAUCCCGAGCUACGUACACCGAGUACGGAGGUUGAUGUUCCCAUGCAUUUUCUCGAAUGCUUUGGGGGAAAGCGGAGAGAUGCUAGCCCACAUGGCCCGACGCGAUCGGCCCUUUUGGUGUGGCUGCUCGCAUCCCUUGCAGCUCUAUCCGCAUCCGGGAGACUCUCAGAGGGCCUGCCCAAGUUCUCCCUGCUAACGACUGUCAUUCAAGUACAUGCAACCUCUGAAGGCAUCCCAAGAGUAAGAGAUGAAGAAGAAAGGAAAUCAAGAUACAAUACACAUAGAGGGUAAGGUCACUUUUUCUCCGAGUACUAUCGUUAUCCGACAUCACCUCGCUCACAUAUAACAUGUGCAACCACACCAAAAAGAAAAAACCAUAUAC